This is a messenger RNA of Ixodes scapularis (black-legged tick), 1996 nucleotides long. RefSeq names its product 2-(3-amino-3-carboxypropyl)histidine synthase subunit 2 (gene Dph2). The record is from RefSeq and is a predicted model, not a curated record. The transcript is spliced from 6 exons. Gene Ontology annotation, biological process: protein histidyl modification to diphthamide. Gene Ontology annotation, molecular function: 2-(3-amino-3-carboxypropyl)histidine synthase activity. Bases 321 to 1787 code for a protein of 488 amino acids. NCBI's taxonomy places the organism in Eukaryota, Metazoa, Arthropoda, Arachnida, Ixodida, Ixodidae.
GCCUACUCUCAAGCCACUACUUUCAGAAUAUUUCAAUAUUUUUACAGGUUUUUUGGGGGUUUUUUUAGGUAAGUUUUAAAAAUUCUAGCGCAAAAUUUUUGUAGUAACCGACAGCCACGAAUAACCUUAUAGGUGACGCGGGUUACCACCCAACACAAAGUGUACAAAUCGUUGUCCCCAUCCACUUAACACCGAAAACAUCCGAAAACGAAAACGCCGGAAACAGCAUGAACACAUUGAACACGUGCUGGCUUGUUUACAGGUGAUCUUACCGAAAGUUUGACGCCUUCGGAGUGUGCUACGGCCGCUACAUCCGCACUAUGGCUUUGUCGUUUAGUAGCAGCGGUCGUGCCGCAAUCGAUCAAACUUUGGACGCGUCUGUCGAGAGCUUAGCGCGAACCAGCGACUCCGAGAUCGCAUCCAAAUACGAGAUUGAGCGCUGCGUGGCAUGGAUCCAAGAUCAUGGUUAUAAAACGAUUGCGCUUCAGUUUCCGGACGAAAUGCUUAUCGAUUCCGUGAGGGUCACGCUGCUCAUUCAGAAAGCCGUUGUCGAUGUUCGCCUCUUCAUCCUCGGUGACACGUCUUACGGAAGCUGUUGCGUGGACGAAGUCGCUGCAGAGCACAUUCAGGCGGACAGCAUCAUUCACUUCGGUCACUCCUGCCUUAGUGUGCCGUCGAAGCUGCCGGUCCUCUUCGUCUUCGGAAACAGCCCCUGCGACUUGAACGAACUGGAGCAAGGCUUGAAGAAUGCAUACUUUGACCCAGACACCCAGAUUGUGGUGCUUUUUGACACUCAGUACGACCAUUGCAGGGAUGAAAUCUUCAAAAUUGUCCACAAGAGUUACAAGAAUGCGGUGCCGUCCACCCUGAUCAUCCCCGGCGAUCCGGUCGGCGAGUCGGAGACCAACCCAAACUCCGUCUGCAAGUGCUCUCGAAGAAUUGCGCUCCCGGCUUCUUCGAAGAUAGAAGACUACGCCCUCUUCUAUGUGGGACCUGAGGGCCGAACUCUCACAAACCUCAUCUUUACCUUCAAUGAGUGCCAGUGCCACUCGUACGACCCAGAGACCCAGCGCGUCCGCAAGGAGAGCGUGGCCGUGAACCGUCACCUGAUGAGGCGCUACUACCUCAUCGAGAAGGCCAAGGACGCCCGGAUAGUCGGGAUCCUGGUGGGGACCCUGGGCGUUCGCAACUACCUCUCUGUGCUGGACCAUCUGAAGAAGCUCAUUAGGAGAGCGGGCAAGAAGCCCUACAUUCUCGCGGUGGGCAAACUCAACGUUGCGAAGCUCGCAAACUUCCAGGAAGUGGACGUCUACGUCCUGGUGGCAUGUCCAGAGAACACGCUGCUGGACUCAAAGGAGUUCUUUCGCCCCGUCAUCACGCCGUUUGAACUGGAGGUGGCGCUCAAUCCGUCGCGAGAGUGGAACCGGACAUUUUCCACGACCUUCGGAGACAUCUUGCCAGGUGGAGACCUCUACAUGGAUCUGCAAGAGCAGACAGGAUUGGAGGUCUACGACGUCUCCUUGGUGACCGGGAUGAUUCGCACCAUGGGUGCACGGGAGCAUGGCGUUGACUCGGCAAAGGAGUGUGCCUUGGUAGCCAAAGAGGGGACAGUGUCUAUACCACAGCUACAUACUGGAGCUGCAGGGGAGUUCCUAAUGAGGCGAUCAUGGCAAGGCCUAGAUGCCGACCUGGGCAAGACUCCGGCCUCGAGAGUCGUCAAGGGCAGGUCAGGACUUGCGGCAGGCUACGAGGGUGAAGGAAAAGACGGCGCUGACCCCGUGCCAUAGCCAAGCCCAGUCAACUACACUUAGCCGUGAGCAAGACAAGGUGAAGCGAGGGGACGACAUGCCACACACCAACUAUACAAAAGACAGAUGUGCGCUGCAUGUCAUGCUGAACAUAACCGCACACCUGACAAACUGUGGUGCGUGUUGGCGAUAGAAGAAACCAGGGGAUGAAAAUGUGUCCCAAUAAAAUGGAGUUCGCUCGAUAUGCA